Linum tenue is the source of this 952-nucleotide messenger RNA. NCBI's taxonomy places the organism in Eukaryota, Viridiplantae, Streptophyta, Magnoliopsida, Malpighiales, Linaceae. The record is from the annotation of a GenBank genome assembly.
AAAACCCUAGUCAUUUCUGCAACGAAUUGUUCCCAAUCCAGACCUCUCUCGCACUCAACAGCGGCGGAGAGACUCGCGGGCAAGGAAGGAAGGUAAGGAAGAAUGGCGGCUCCCGGCGAAGUCAUGAAGGCUUGCACUGUGAAGGAUGUAUCUCCUCACGAGUUUGUCAAGGCCUAUGCCGCUCACCUCAAGCGGUCUGGCAAGAUAGAGCUGCCCCCAUGGACAGAUAUUGUCAAGACUGGUAAAUUGAAGGAGCUUGCACCAUAUGAUCCUGACUGGUAUUACAUUAGAGCUGCCUCAAUGGCAAGGAAGGUGUACCUGAGGGGAGGCUUGGGCGUGGGAGCUUUCCGAAGAAUCUACGGCGGAAGCAAAAGGAAUGGAAGUCGACCGCCCCAUUUCUGCAAAAGCAGUGGUGCUAUUGCCAGACAUAUUCUUAGUGAACUACAGAAGUUGAACAUUGUGGAAGUUGUUCCCACUGGUGGAAGGAGAAUCACCUCAAAUGGACAGCGGGAUCUCGACCAAGUUGCUGGACGGAUUAUUGUUGCCCCUUGAUGAGUGAGCAGGUGCGAGUGCAAAUCAUGCCAAGGGUUUGUUGUGGGCAAAUUUUGUUGGGAUAUAUAGUGUAGGCCUUUACCUAGUGGUCAUUGUCUUUCAAAGAUGUGCACUCAAUCCAGUAAUCUAUCGACCAUUAAGCAGAUUUUCGCCAAUGUCAUUCCAUUUAUGUAUUGUCCUGUUAUUGUUCCGAGAGACAACCCCGUAUGCUCGUUUCUCCUUUUAUUCAUGGUUUUCAUAUUAUUACUGAUGUUUUGCCAGUCGAAAGUUGUUGAUCGUGAUGAAUUGGUUCUAUACUUCUAUCUGAAUAUAAUUUUUGUGAGGGUAGAGUUGCCAUUCACCAACUUGCCGUAGCUUGAUUGACAUUCAGAAUAUCUCAAUAAGAUUUCGUCAACCCUAA